AUGCGGACUAUAAUAGGGCUACUGGCACUAGCCAAGCUGUUUUCAACGGCAACUUGUGAUUUGUAUAUGCAUUCUCCGCGGGGAAGCAAUGAUCGCUGCGACGAAGUUUCAAAUGAUCGUAACAAUGCCAAUUUACUUUUCAAUUCGCAAAACAAUGCUGCCGGUGGUUAUGCUGUGUGCCCUAGUAGCAUGCAGUACUACACUGGAACAGACAUCACCUUUGAAUACACCUCACAACAUGGAUGUGGUAACGGAGGAGUGGCCAAAAACGACCCCAGCAAUCCUGAAUUCCAACAAUGUCAAGUGAUUAUUCAAGUUGGGUGCGAUGACACAUUCCGAGCUCUUCAACCAACCACUGCUGACGGCACCCGAUUUUGGCCCUACGCACUCAAAAACCAACAAUCAAUGGUAACUACCCCGACUGAAGGACAAAGCUCUUGCACCCAAACUCGACCAACUUUUGCUACUUGUGUCAACGAUACCGAAUACACCGGCGCUACUAAUGUCUGUGCUGGUCUCGAUCUAUCAACAAACUCUGGAUUAAACACCUUCAACAGCAAUCAAUGCCAAUGCUCACCACGAAAGAUUUACACGUACGCCUUGCACGAACCUGAAAUCUCGUGGUCGAAAUGUACCACUCGUAGGGGCAUGGGAGGUUUAUUCCUGGCCGAUCAAAACUUGAACGGAAACACUGCUGCAUUCACACGUCAAGACAACAACGGUGGAAACGAUCGACAUGGAUUCGAAUGUACUGAAGAACGUGACUACUACCCUUACUGGUCUCCCACUGGUUGGAUGGACAUUGUUGUCAAGACUUCUGACACAACGCAAUGCGCAUACUACCAAGCAAAUUCCGAAAACGUUGUCAGCAGAUCUGAAUGUGUAAACCCCAAUGACCCACUUGAUGCUACUGCAUGGCAAUACAAUUCUCAAGCCGCUUGUCUAUCACAUGCCAACACUUCGUGGGUAUACGUAAAUGCUACCAACAAACUCGGUGCUCCUGACUGUGUUCAACACGAAUGGUCCAUGGACAACCAUCUUGGCAUGGGCGUAACUGGAGCUUCAACUGCCAACCAAGCCUCGUACAAGUGGACCAUCCCUGAUUCGUUGCUACCUGCUGGUGCUGACUCUGUUACUUGUGUUGCAAGAAUCCGAUACAAUAUCUCGACUGCAGAAAUUCCCUUCUUUGCAACCAACGCAAACAAUGGUGCCGUCAAGACGAACCCAGUCAUUGCUCUCGGAAACAUCUCUGACCCAGACCCAAUGAAGGCUGUACCAAUAAGACAUGCAAUCAACACUGCUCAAUAUGGCCGAACCUUCCAAGACCGUUCCUACGCCUUCAAAAUCCUCCGACGCCCCUCUUCUCUCCAAAACGUAAACAUCCACAAUUUGAACGUCAGAGGCAAACGUGGAAACAUUGCUCAAGUCAGAAAUUGUGUCGAAUACGACUUUGUGCCCCAGACUUUGAGAGUAACUCAAGGUGAUAUGGUCCACUUCCAAUGGUGCGGCUCAGAUUUCAAUGAUCAAGGAAAUGAUGGUCAGGGACGUGCUGGUACCGAUCGCUCCAACAUUGUUCCAACCAUUACAUCCUCUUCAAACGUUGGUCAGCCAUUGGUCAAUACCUCCAUGUUUGCUUUCAACGAUAUGGCAAUGCUCGCCUUUCAAAAUCAGUCGAACUGCUUUAGCGUCCAAGAUAUGUUGACCACUCAAGCUACGAACGCAAACAGUCCUCAGUCUUGCCAUUUCCUGAACGCUGCCUCGCCAUACUUUAAUUACAUGGCGCAAGUACAGAAUGCUGGUGUCUUUACUGGAGUCUCAGCAAGAAAUAAUGCAUUCAGUAACAGAAAGCAAGCAGUUACCAUUGUCGCUGAUCCUGCUAGUUUAGACAGUGGUGCUAAAGCUGGAAUUGCAGUUGGUGCUUCAUCGGCCGUUGGUCUAGGUGCCGCAGGUGUUCUCUUGUGGUACAAGAGAAAGCACGGUUCUCUCCAGGGACUCAAGUUCCACAUUCAAGGAAAAGUUUAA
This is a messenger RNA of Synchytrium microbalum, 2022 nucleotides long. RefSeq lists its product as uncharacterized. The coding region runs from base 1 to 2022 and encodes 673 amino acids. NCBI's taxonomy places the organism in Eukaryota, Fungi, Chytridiomycota, Chytridiomycetes, Synchytriales, Synchytriaceae. The record is from RefSeq and is a predicted model, not a curated record. The transcript is spliced from 13 exons.